Molecule: messenger RNA, 4197 nt
Organism: Syngnathoides biaculeatus (alligator pipefish)
Lineage: Eukaryota; Metazoa; Chordata; Actinopteri; Syngnathiformes; Syngnathidae
Product: GTPase IMAP family member 8
Exons: 7
Coding region: 798-2279 (493 amino acids)
Molecular function (GO): GTP binding
Source: RefSeq, a predicted model, not a curated record
CACUUGUGGCGAAAUACGACAGAUUGGUUUGUGGACAGUAAUAAAAUGUUAACAUGCUUUCUCGGUAUUAUUAUUAUUUAAAAACAAAACGUUUUUUCUUUAUGUCUGUUUCUAUUCUUGCUCAUCGAGGUCAUGGCAAUCCCAAAAGGCGUCAUUCAAACAAGAUGUGUUUCUGCUUGAUGCAGCGGCUGCAGGGUACAUUCAGCUGUAAACAAGGUAUUCCGGCUUCUUACCACACAAACACACCCCUCUCUCUCUCUUUCUCGCUAUCCACCUUUCCAUCCGUCCUCCUGACUGCAGUCUGCAGCCGCUGCCCACAGAUGCUGAUGCUGCUGAGCAACAGCGUUCUCUUUUGGAUUCACUGUCUCGAGACAUUUCGUAAUUGCUGCGACAAAGAUGGACAACACGUUUACGCAGGGGUAGCUCAAUCUACCCAGACUGAUAAGUAAGACAAAGGAGUGCUGCUAUAACAGAACUGGGAUUAGAACUAGAAAGAAUGAUGGAAAAGAUUGGGGCGAAUGGUUAAAAGAUUACUCAAAAAAAAAAAAAGUGGGGGGAGAGUUUGAAUGGCAGAUGAUUAUAGGCAGAGGGGGAAGACCACAGAGGGGCUCUGCUGCAGUAGAAUGAGGGUCAGAGAGGAAGAGCACUUGGGCUGCCAGCCUUCUGCACCCUGCUUGGGCUCCAUCGCCGCUCACUCCUCUCUCUGAAGAGGCUACAAAGAGGAAUCCACAGUGGAGGCAAGAAGGAGAAGGAGGAGGGGGCCUGAGGAGGAGGAAGCCAGAGGUUCUACACACAAGAUGGCUGCUGUGUCCUCUGCCUCUGACACUGGGGACUCCAGGGGUCGUCACCCCCCUGAACGCCGGCUGCUGAUCCUCGGCGGUCCAAAAGCCGGUAAGACCUCCUCAGCCAACACCAUCCUUGGAGAAGAGGUCUUUGACGUCGGGACGGAGACGACUCACAGCAACGUGGGUCAAACGGAGAUCUUCGGCCGUCGGGUCACGGUGGUAGAUACGCCCCCGUGGGUCAUUCCCGGUGACACGGAGGAUGAGACGGAGGCAGAUGAUAACGGAAACACUGGCGCCGAGUCAGAGAGCCUGCCAAGACCCCCGCCCAGCCUGGACAGUGAGGGGCCUUGCAUGGGGGCGAUCCUGUGCCCUCCUGGACCACACGCGAUCCUGCUGGUGGUGUCCAUCACGCAGCCCUUUACCGACACCGAGAGGAGAGCUGCUGAGGAACAGCUGGGGGCCCUGGGGGGUGGAACCUGGAGAUACUCCAUGGUGCUCUUCACUGGCGUGGACAAGUUGCACAAGGGAGUCUUCAUUGAAGAGCAUAUCGCAAACACAGGAGAGGCCCUGCAGUGGCUGGUAGAGAGAUGUGGAAGCAGGUACCACGCUUUUGAUAACAGCUGGAAAGACACAGAGGACAAUACGCAGGUGCCCGAGCUGAUGGAAAAGGUGGAGGAAAUGAUCACUGACAACCAAGGCUGGUACUUUGAAGUGAAUGAACUGAUCUUGCUGGAGGAGGAGCAGGCAAGGAGAGCUCUGGAGGAGGAGAGGAUGAGGAUGGAGGAACAUGCGAGACAAAGAGAGCAGAUGAUUGGAGGUCCUCCCAGGGAGCUGAGGUUGCUGUUGUUAGGGUGGAAGGGUGUCGGAAAGAGCUCCGUGGGGAACGCCAUCCUGGGCCGUCGGUUCUUCGAGUCGGGCCAGGAGACGGACCUCUGUCUGAGGAGGCAGGCGCUUGUGUCCGGUCGCCGCGUCACCAUAGUCGACACCCCGGGCUGGGACUGGUUCUCAGUGCGGCGUACGCCGAAGCGCAUCCGUCAGGAGUCACAGCGCGGCGCCGCCCUUCUCCGACCUGGACCCCACACACUGCUGCUGGUCCUCCCCGUCGUCUCCUCCCUCACCGCCAGGAAGAGGAGAACACUUCUGGCCCACAUCGAGACUCUGUUUGGCGACACCGCCUGCCUCCACACCAUGGUACUGUUCAGUUGUGGCGACUGGCUGGGCCGAACGCCCAUUGAAGAACACAUACUCAGAGGGGGUCGUGAACUGCAAAGACUGCUUGAGUACUGCGGGAACUAUUACCAUGUCAUGGACAGUAAGACCCCCGGCAAGGACCGGAGUGUCUCAAACCUUCUGGAUAAGAUUGAGGAGAUGAUCAGGGAGAACGGGGACAAGGCCUUCCUCCCUGUGCAGACCGAAUGGUUGAGCGAGGAGAGCUCUUACUCCUCGGACAACACCGAGCCUGAGGACGACUGCCGAGGGUGCCAGCUGCAGUGAUGAAGCUGAAAGCAAAGAGGUUCUUUGUGCGUUUACUGUUCUUCUGAGUGUCCAGUAGGACCAAACCUAACCUCGUGUACCUAUGGCCUCAUCUAGAUAGCCGUUCUAGACGUAUUGGUAGUUGGUUCUUUGUUUGAGAAAAACACUGACGGUCGUUGGACGAGGAUCACUUUCGAGCGCUCUUACAGAGGAAACAUUACCAUGAAUAAAUAUAUUUACAGAUUGAGGUGCCACAGCAAAUUGAAGGAUUACUCCUCUCUGUAACCCUUUGUUCCAUCCACACACUUCUAGGAUUUAGAGUUGAAAAGUUGAGUUGAGGAAUGACUGAUGCAGUCAUUGAGCACAUCGUAAGUCUAAUCCAUUUCAAUCCUAAAAGGAUUUAAGAUGACAUUAUCUGGAGAAAGCAGCUUGUUUUCUCUCUUGUCUGUUAAAGGACUAACUGAAGGAACGCUUCCUUCCUUUUUGCCUAGUUAUUCUUUCGUGUCGGAAAGAGCAACAACUCCAUCGCCUGCUCUUUGAGUCCCUUGAAUCAAAGGUUGCACAACGAAAAGCUUCAGUAAAGAAGCCAACCCGGUGAACCCCAAAUCACAGCCCAGGUACUAUGCUAAAUGGCGAUAGAUGACAAAUCUGCUGGGAGCGAGUGCACUCCAGUACGCCUUUGCACAAGAAAGUGGAUCGUUUUAUGAGGACUUUGAAUCCUGAGUGAUAUUAAAAAUUUAAAUACAGAGAAAAGCUUCCCUCAUUAAUAUUUGAUUCAUUUCCGCUCGCGAGACAGGCUUGAAGUGAUCUCUCUUGGGUAAAAUCUGACACGUUUACCAAAAAGCUGGCGUAAAUGCAGAUUGAAAUGCUGCAGACAUUGCUCACAUAAAAUCAAAAAGGGUUCCUUUGCAGAAACUACAAUUUUUGCGCUUCGGUUUCACUCAUUUACUUUGAUUCUAUUGUGCGAGUAGAUUAGGACAGUCCCAUUAAACAAAUUGAGUCAUCAAUAUAGUCAUAUAAAUUGGCUUUGUGCUCAAGAGGGACACAAAACACUAUGGAAGCGACUGUAUAGGAAGAAUCCUGUGGAGCGGCCCAGACUGGCUGACUCUGCUUCGCCAUUUGUGCUACGUUCAACUCUGCUCUACGUGCCUCAGCAUCAAAGCGUGAUAGUGGGAGUACAGCCUUGCCGGAGGGCUGUUUCCUAUAGCAUACGUCAAGCUUUUGCAUGCUACUGAAACCACAUAACCUCAUAAAUCGCUGAAGCUCAAAAAACAGGGCUCCCAAGCAACUUUUUCUACAUUAAGAGUAAAUCUGCUAUACAAGAUGUACAUAUAUACAUCGCUGUGAGGCAUGUUAAAACACUGCAUGCGGAUAAAUGAGUUCCUUGAGAUUGGAUGUUCUAACGUCACUUCCUUCAACCUCAAAAACCUGCUUGAAGAUACCCACGUGCAUAUCUGGUAUAACUUCACAACUCUCUGCUUUUUACUGCUGCAAGCAGAAAUGGGAAACAAGAGAACUUUUCGUGAAAUUAACGAUGUUUUAUGUGACUGAUACCUCAGCCGCGCUGUCAAUUUUAUUUUUAUCUAAACAGACCCAGAUCGUGCGUCUGUCUCCGCUUUGGUGACUCUGUGCUUCAUCGAAUUACAUUGCCUACUGCAACACCCCCAAGCAUGAUUUAACAGGUUGAUAUGUGGAUGUUUCACUCGUUUGUUUGAAUCGGGAUUGUUCUCCUGUGGCUUUCUUGUGUAUGCAAUGUAUUAAAGUGAGGUAUGUUCUGGUGUGGCUGUUAACUGAAGCAUUUUGCACUAUAUAAGGUCUGCCACUUCACUGUAACUCAAAGUGAUGUUACUCGCCAUGUCGUUCCUCAUCAAUGGUUAUGAUUACAUCAUCGGCACUUUGUUCAUUGUCAUGCAAUAAAAGAUACUAAUAUUCUUCUGCA